Molecule: messenger RNA, 1350 nt
Organism: Impatiens glandulifera
Lineage: Eukaryota; Viridiplantae; Streptophyta; Magnoliopsida; Ericales; Balsaminaceae
Exons: 1
Coding region: 1-1350 (449 amino acids)
Source: RefSeq, a predicted model, not a curated record
AUGGAAAUGAAACAUUUCAGCCACGAUCAUGCCCUGACUCUUUACCAUAUGGCUGAAGGAUCAGAAACUCUGUGCUCGGGAUGCAAGCUUCCCGGUCUAACCACAGUUUACAUGUGUUGGCAAUGCCAAUACUUUCUCCAUGAACAAUGUUUCGAAGCAAAACGAUCCAUCAUUCAUCCUUCUCACCCAUCUCAUCCUCUUACUCUCCUCCCCUGCUCCACUUAUACAUCUUCAUCCUUCCUCUGCAACUCCUGCCAUCUCUCAGGCACCGGAUUCUCUUAUGCCUGUUCCCAUUGCGACUUCGAUAUCCAUCUCCACUGCGCCUACACCAGUUCCCAGUCCCAACCCUAUUCUAAUUAUCAACCAACAUCCCAAACCUCCCAGUUUACUUACCCGGAGGUUUCAGAAGCCUACCCGCCACCACCUUUUCAAGUUCAACCAUACCAUGCUCAUGUUCAUGCUGAGAACGCGCCGGUUAUGGAUGCAUACCCAUCAUUUCCACAACCGCCCUAUGUUCCACCUUAUGCUUUUAACGGCCAUGUCAUGCCAAAUUAUGCAGCUCCGGCGAAUCCAAAUCUAACAAUUUCAUCUCCGAUCGAAAACCAGCCUGAUUCUAACACAACCCAUGUGGCUAAACACUUCAGCCAUCAGCACGCGUUGCUCCAGAGCAACAUCGAGGAAGAAGACGGCGUCCUCUGUUCUGGAUGCGAGCAUGCAAUCACUGAAAGCCCUGCCUACACCUGCACCAAAUCCAAAUUCUGCAAUUUCCGUCUCCACAAAUCGUGUUUUGAUCUCCCUAAGCAGAUCCAUCACAGAUCUCACAUGGCCCAUCCCCUCACUCUCCUAUCCGCACCGCCUUAUAAGAGCUACAAUCCGGAAUUCACUUGUAAUGCUUGCUUAAAAACCGGGAAUUCCUUUCUUUACCAUUGUUCUUCGUGCAGCUUCGAUCUCCACGUAAACUGCGCUUUCCUAAAGGAUUCUGUGAAACGGGACGACCAUGAACACCCUUUGUCUCUUCUCUUUUCGUCGCCCUAUGAGAAAUCCAAGGACGGGGAGGAUGAAGUUAUUUUCAUGUGUGACGUUUGUCAGGAAUCCGUGGAUUCUAACUGCUGGGUUUAUUACUGUAGAGAGUGCGACUUUGGAACUGAUGUUGGUUGUAUAAAUGAUGAGAUAGAGGAGAGAGGAGAAGAGCAGAGGGAAGAGAGUGUGGAGGAUGAUGGACUUACGCCGGCGGAAAGGUUGGUAAAGAUGCAAAAUGAGUUUCAGUUAAUGCAGUUUCGGAUGCAGAUGAACCAGAGGAUGAACCAGAGCAUUAUCUCAAUGGGGCAGUCUCUCGCUAAUUUGGCUUGA